Molecule: messenger RNA, 3504 nt
Organism: Cladocopium goreaui
Lineage: Eukaryota; Dinophyceae; Suessiales; Symbiodiniaceae
Source: the annotation of a GenBank genome assembly
AUGAGAGGCACAUGGUCAGAGAGCGAGCAACUGGCACUAGCCCAAGACAUUGCAGAAGAGGUCCGUCGCCAUGGAGGUCAACUUCAAGCCAACCAUUUGCCGGCCAUCCGUCCUGACUUCCGGAAACGUCUAGGUGAUGAAAAGCUGUUGCAGUUCAUCAGUCGAUUCCCCAGCCUCUUGCAAACCCAAGCUCGGCACAAUGGGCACGUGCUAAGCCUUGCGGAUGCACCGCUUCGGCCUUCGUUUGAAAAACAUCUCCUGGGCUGCGCACCUGUGGGUGCCACAUGUCCUGGUCGUGGUCUUGGUGAACGCGCCAUACACGCCCUGAGGCAGCUGGACAGGGAACUGUUUCGUUGUGCAUUGCGGGAGCCGCCACAGACUGUGGAUGUGGCUUACUUACUGCACAAUGGCAAGGUGCGACGGAAGAUUGGGGCUGUGGUGAGGUUUCUGCCAUUGAUGGAAUUGAUCAUGCAAGAAUCAGAAGGGCCAGAAGAAGCAACUGAACCAGGAAAAGGAUGCCCGCUGUCUGCACAUGCCCGCACAUAUGCAGGGUAUUUAUUGCAAUUUCUGCGUGACCGGCCAGAAAAGUUUCAGUUGGAAAGGGGAGGACGACGAGAUUCUACCUCUUGUGCCAAUGGAGAUCCAAUGUGCUCUUGUCAUUUUCAAGUCCUUGUUCUUCCCAGAGAUGGAAUCGACGAUGAUGAAGAUGAUGAGGCCUUGAUGGCUUUGUUGCUCCAGAAGAUCCGGCUGGUCAGUCAAAGCACAGGAAGUCGGAAGGUACCUCUGGUGCGUUUGGGGCGCGAUCCUCAAGUCAAGGAGGCGCUCUGUGGCCGCUCCCUGCUUCACUGCCUCGAACGGCACCUGGACCGGGCAUGCCGUGGAGCUCGGAUACGACUGGAGACUUGUGGUGCCUUGAUGGUGUCGCUUACAGAUGACCAGGAGCCAAUAGAAGCUGAUAUGCCAACACCAGUCCGUGCGCGCCGACGGGAUACGGAGAAGAACCGGAGGAGUGCUGGACCGGUGAACUUGUUGGGCGAAGCACCUGGAAUGGCAGUACUGUUGAAGCCUCCAGGUCACACCUCUGAGGAGCAGCUGGAGGCUUUGCAAGCGCACUACGACCUGCACAAUGUGGAGAGGCGAGUCAUUUCGGUCAGCCGUUUGGAUCGCGAUACCUCUGGGGUGCUAGUGGCUGCCACAUGCCAAGAAGGGGCAGAUUGUCUAACGAACCAGUUUAAGGAGCAUGAAGUCUUCAAGCGUUACUUGGCUCUUUGCACUGGCCGUGUGGAACCUCAAGAAGGGGAGAUCAGUGCGAAGCUCUUCAUCUCUGGCUUUGCUGAAAAGUACCGAGCAUAUGUGUCGCCCAAAGGGAAGCCUUCAUUGACAAUCUACCAGGUCUUAGGUGUUUUCCGACGCAGGUGUUGUGCACAGGAAACACAAAGGUUGCAGGGCACCGAUGAGCUCAUGCGGGCAAUCGGCAGCUACGCUGCGAAAGCUCCAAGAAAGGAACCCUGCGAUGAGGAGUGGUAUAGCCUGCUGGCUUGCUAUCCUCGUACCGGCCGGACACACCAAAUUCGUGCUCACCUCCAGUUUAGAGGCCACCCUUUGGUGAGCGAUGCCAACUACAACCCCCGCGGGCAAGCAAGGCGUCACUUUGAGUGGUGUCCUCGCUUGUGGCUUCACUGCGAAGAGAUGUCAUUGUUGGACGUUGAGGGACGGCGCCAGCAUUUCAGGGCCCCAUUGCCAUUGGAUUUGCUGAAUGUCUUGGAGAAACUCGAGGCCGCAGAUGGAACCAGUGCAGCGGAUGUGGUGAGUGCUGGCUGCGUAGCUGGGAUGGUGCCUCGUAUGGCCAGGUGCUGCAGGUUCAGGGCAACUUCCAUUGUCAUGCUCUUCCUGUUGAUCAAGAUGCUUUUCUCGCUGGCGUUUGUAGGUUUGAACGCCCCAACUUUGUUUGGUCCAAGGGUAUUCGGGUCACCUGCAUCUGCGAUUCCACAAAAAGCAAUAUCAGACAAAGCGGCUCGGGACAAUCGUGCCAACCAGAUGAACCCGAACAAUGCUGAAUACAUGGCCUCGCGUGGCAACGCUCCGCUGACUGGUGAGCAGAGGGAGGCGUUUGCAAAGAAGUCAGCACUGAGGAAGGAAAACGAAGGAAACUUCGAAAACCGUGCCAAUCAACUGGCUCCAAAGGACAAGCUGAAUCUACUCGCGUUCGAGCACUUUAAAGAGAUACUGAGAAGAGUUGUGCCUGGCAUGUCACUUCGCAAGACUGGUUCAAGGGCCAAGGGAACCGCCACUUCCAACUCGGAUUGGGACUACCACGUUAAGACGAAAAGGCCCAUGACCAUAGAGCAGCGUGACCUGGUGCUGGAGAAUUGCAGAGACGAGGGAUUGCAAGUAACAUGUCGGAAAGCCUUCACAGUAAAACCAGGGUCCGGAGCUUUCAUUGACUUCUUUCCGCCGAACGCUGAGUGGCAUGAUAACAAAGUUGAAGUCCAAGAACCUGGCAGCGUGCAAUUCGACAAGGGGGGCAAGAAUGCUGUUCGGAAGUUGAAGCAGAAAUUCCCUGAAAAAAAUGGCCAUGAUCUUGAGCAGCUUGUCCUAACGAUUCGGAGAGAGAUGGGAUUGUCGGACAGGAAUGACCCCUCUGGUGAGAAGCGUUUUCAGGAAGCACAAAGGCCCAGCACUGCGCAGCACUUACCCAGAGGUGAUGCUCGUUUUGAGACAUGGCCUCCUCGCACGGAGGUUGUGUUCGAUGAUCGGCAGGAAGGAGGGAAAGUGAAAGAGCUCAAGGCUUGUUCUGGCUUCGAGAAUGUCAGGCGAUUGGCAGAUCUCCGACCAGACAAACACAUUCUGUUCACCGAAGGUUGCCAGGAGCUGGGUGGCCGAGAGCUUUCUUCUGUGCUCCACGACUGGAAGCUCGGGGAGCGCUAUUCUAUGAACAUAAUUGCUGACAUCAAUUCUGGUUGCGAAGGUUGGAUUGAUUGGAACCUUUGCUUGGAUGAAGAGGGUGGUCCCAACCAUGUGGGGAAUACCUGUGUUGCGCCUGUAAUUUGCAACACGGAGAAGGGUGAGAUCCUUUAUCAACCGAGCUUCUGGCAUCUGGGGCAUUUCUCAAGAUACAUCAGGCCUGGUGCCCGACGGCUUCUUUGCAGCAGCACCAGGGAUGCUUUGGAGGUGACAGCCUUUCUGAAUCCAGAUGGGCAGGUAGUGGUGGUGGUCUUGAACCAAAGCGAGGAAGACAUUGGCUUUUGGUUCAAGGUGCGCCACCAAAGUUCCACACGCGCAGUGGGGAUGAUGGCCCCAAGGCGUUCCAUCCAGACGUUGCUGGUGGAAGAUGGGACGGAAGAGAGCUGGUUUAGACGGGGGCUCAGUGAUGUCCAUAGGGAGGCAUCAGCCAACAGAAGGCCGGGUCUCCCGGAGCUUGCCCUUCCAGCUGCGGCUUUGGAUGGCAGAUGUAUCGAGGCUUGGCGGAAUUUCGGACCGGGAGACCUGAGCUGUGCGAAGUGA